Messenger RNA from Orussus abietinus, 712 nucleotides. RefSeq lists its product as uncharacterized. The coding region runs from base 48 to 365 and encodes 105 amino acids. The transcript is spliced from 3 exons. NCBI's taxonomy places the organism in Eukaryota, Metazoa, Arthropoda, Insecta, Hymenoptera, Orussidae. The record is from RefSeq and is a predicted model, not a curated record.
UCGAUCGCGUGGACGCCCGGAAGGAAAAUCGGGGAUUCAAGAUCGCGAUGGCCUUCAAGAUUGUCACCUCAUUGGCUAUUCUGCUGCUCGCAGUGGGGCACUCGAGGCCCCUUGAAGACCGGCAGAGCGAGGGGUCCGCGGAGGACAGGAGUUCCGAGUCCCUGGUGAAGGACGAGCAGGAAGACGAGAGCCAGGAAUCUAGGGCGAGUCCUCGAGGCGAGGAAGAAGAAGACAGCAGAAAAGGAAAACAGCCGGAACCCGUAAAGGACACGACGAAAGAGUCCUACGAGGCCCUCCUCGAGGCGUACUACAAACUCGUCGAGGCCACCCUAGCCGUUGGCCAUAAGCCAGCAAAAAAGGAUUAGCACGCGAGGUGGAUGCUUCCCUGAUGAGGCAAAAGAGGCCGCAUAGAGUGCCCUGAAGAGCAGCGCUAUCUAAUUUGGACCACCGGAAAGUGCCUGGAAAAAUGUGUUUUCCUGUACAAUUUGCGAAAGAAAUUCGGCGAGCAUGGAACCCCUUUUCUCUGUGACUGCGGUUUGCAGGGGUGGAGAGAGGGCAUUUUUGUUUCCCUCCUCCAUAGGGGGGAAACAAAUUUGCGACGCGUUUAGAGGCCUCGGAAAGGGUCAGUUUUUGGUGGGUGAGUGAUACGCGGUGUCCGUGAAAACGGUGUCUGGAAAAAUGUGUCUUCUUGUACAAUUUGCGAAAUAAAUUG